AUGCUUGCAAGAAUUGAACCUCAUUAUUGGUGGCCAAAGAUGAAAGCAGAAGUAGAGAACUAUGCAAAAACGUGCCAACGCUGUGCUGCUACUCUUGCCCAGGGACAUAGAAAAGCACCCAUUCAUCAACGACCAAAAGAAGAGAAACCAUUUGCGUUGAUAGAAGUAGAUCUCAAGGGUCCAUUACCGAGAACGAAAGAGGGAUUUGACAAUAUUGUUGUGAUAACAGAUCCAUGUACAAAAUAUGCAGAGAUGCAUCCAAUUCGAGGACAAACCAGUCAAGUUGUUUGUAAGACACUCAUGGGUUGGAUAUCAAGAUAUGGUUUACCAAACAAAGUGCACUCUGACAAUGGACCUUGUUUCAUAAGCGAAACAUUUGAACAGUUUUGCAUAACCCAAGGCAUUGAGCAUACUUUCAGUCCACCCUAUAGGCCACAAGGAAACGCGGGUGUAGAACGGAUUACUCGUACGAUGGGGGAAGCACUCACAAAAUUGGUAGAUAAACAUCCCAACCGAUGGUCUCAACACCUACCUAACGUACAACUAGCAUACAACACGGCAGUUCAUACAAGUACAGGAGUUUCGCCGUACGAACUAGUUUUCAAGGAGCACCCGCGAUCAAAAUUCGAAAUUAUAACAGAGAAGAUAUCACCAGCAACGGUUAGAGAGAAAACGGAACGACUGCGCGAGACUGUUAGUGAGGUAUUCCAAAAAGCACAAGAGUCCGAUGCCAAGUUAGCGGAAAAACGCAGAGAACGGUACAACAGUAAAACUUCGUUUAAAUCGUUGGGGGUGGGUCAACAAGUUUGGAAAAGAAAUUUACGAGCAAAAACAUUUGCAGAUCGGUGGACGGGACCCUAUGUCGUGGUAAAGCCCACGUCGGUAACCAAAACAUCUUAUGUG
This is a messenger RNA of Paramuricea clavata, 903 nucleotides long. The record is from the annotation of a GenBank genome assembly. Lineage: Eukaryota; Metazoa; Cnidaria; Anthozoa; Malacalcyonacea; Plexauridae.